Melanotaenia boesemani (Boeseman's rainbowfish) is the source of this 2693-nucleotide messenger RNA. Its product is annotated as oocyte zinc finger protein XlCOF7.1-like. Bases 206 to 1504 code for a protein of 432 amino acids. The transcript has 4 exons. Lineage: Eukaryota; Metazoa; Chordata; Actinopteri; Atheriniformes; Melanotaeniidae. Gene Ontology annotation, biological process: regulation of transcription by RNA polymerase II. Gene Ontology annotation, molecular function: DNA-binding transcription factor activity; RNA polymerase II cis-regulatory region sequence-specific DNA binding. The record is from RefSeq and is a predicted model, not a curated record.
UCCGGAAGUGCGUUGGCACGCUGCAGAGAAGCUAACCGACCAGUUCCAAACAACAACGGUCAACCGUCGCAUCCGUCCGUUUCCUCGUCAGUUCACCCGGUGCUCGGUUUCCAACCGGACGCCGUGACCGUGUAGAAGUUUGUGGACGUUGUUUCUUCUUCUCCUCAGAAAAUACGGUUGUUUGUUUUUGUUGUUUUCCAUCAAAAUGACGAGUUACAAGACAUUUCACUCCCAACUGACGUCCAUCAUGGAGGCGCUGACCAAAGCGGCGGUGGCUGAGAUCUGCGAGCUGGUGGAUGACAGCUACGCCGUGUUGCAGCUGGAGAUCACCCGCAGCCACAAGGAGAACGAGACGCUGCGGAGGAAGCUGGAGCUCAUCGAGUCCAUCAUCGCCAGGGGCCACCGGAGGGAUGCUGCUAUGGUGGACUACGGUGGGCCGGUAGAGGAGGAGGAGGAGGAGGAAGGUGGUGGAGAGCUGGUGGAUUUUAACCCCGAACUCGCCUUACCAGCCAGACUGUGCUCUAAGCAGCCCAAAGCCUUGAACCUCAGAGGAUGUGAACGGGUUCCUUUGUUGGAGGUGACCACAGAGAUGACUCCAACCACAACAGAGGAUUCUCCCACCGUAGCUGCAGAGGAGCCGGUCCAGAUUGAUCAGGAUGUUGUCGUGAUCAAAGAAGACAAAGAGAACCUGAAGAGUGACGACGACGCAUACGAACUGCUUCUGAACGAGGACGGGACGGAGGCGCUGCCGUCAGAAGGGUCCCACAGUGAUGACGGCCCCUCUGGGAUAAAGAUCUCCCCCUCAUCCAGUGAGAUGCCGACCUGGGACCAGAACAGGAUCCAACCAGAGCAACGGGGGUACCACAGUGCUCCGGGCUCUCCGGGCCCCGUGGGGGCCACUGAAAGCAGCUCAGACUUUGUGUUGGAUUUGGCCUCGGAGUCGGACUGCGACGCUCCAUCUGAGACCAGGAAGCAGUUCCUACUGGGGUCUGGGGGAAGUCCGGCCCCGCUGCCCAGGCCCUCGGAGGCAAAGCGAGGAUCGUCUAUGAUUGGCUCCCUGCCUUACAACACCGAGCUGGAUCUGAGCUCCUCGUGGAGCAGCCAGGGCCUGCACGGCAUGGUGCCCGUCUCCCAUCGGCCUUAUAUGAAACCAGACUGCCGGGUGGCAAUUCUGCCCCUCCACGGAUCCAGACUGGACCCUCUGGACCUGAACAGGUACUGCAGGGACAGGCGCUUUGUCUGCAGCUACUGCGGCAAAUGCUUCACAUCAUCGCGAAGUCUGGAGACACACGUGCGUGUCCACACCGGCGAGCGGCCGUACAGCUGCGCUCAGUGCGGGAAGCGCUUCACGCAGUCGGGUCACCUGAAGACCCACCAGAGCGUCCACACCGGAGAGCGGCCGUUCGCCUGCGAGCAGUGCGGGAAAAGAUUCGCCGGGAAGCAGAACCUGAAAAUCCACCAGCAGAAACACCACACGGCCGAGCAGAACGCCGCUCCGGUUUAACCCCACCGCUCCGGUUUAACCCCACCGCUCCGGUUUAACCCCACCGCUCCGGUUUAACCACACCGCUCCGGUUUAACUCCGCAGCACCGGUUUAACUCCGCAGCACCGACAGGUCUGACUGCUGCCAGACCAGGAGGUGGUCCGGGAACUCAUCCGCCAGGUUUUUAGAAAGAAACGUUUUAUAGAAGCUGGUUCACUCCGUUUUAUCUGAACCUGCUUUACUGAGACAGAAACAAACACUCGAUCCAGAACAGUUCUUUCCUCAGACAAAAUGAGGUGCAUUUUUGGAUUAUUUCGGGUUUGGGAUGAGACUUUCUGAUGAAAACAGAUUUUCUGGAACAGCUGGAAGAAGCAUGUGAAUGUCUGUUUAUUUCCAAAUAAAAAAAAAAAUCUUGGAUUAUUUAUUUCCUGCUGAUUCACUCAAGUGUUGCUGCUUUCCAUGUGCAAUUUAAAAAAAAGAAGUCAUUUUGGAUUUAUUAAAUAUUAUAGGCUCAUAUGUAAAUUUACUAUAACCUGUGUGGUUGAACUUUUUUUUUUUUUUGUAUUUCAGCCAAAUUUUUUCCUCAGUUUAUGGCCUAACAGGACACCAGAAACAAAUUUACUACCUGUUCAAGUCAGUGGACCUCUCCCAAAACCUGCAAUAAAAACAAACAUUUUUUUUCUCAAAUCUUUUAAUUAACUUCAGUCCUUGUUAAUAGUUUAAAUUAUUUUAACCCUUUAACAAUUUGGACAGUUUUUGUGGGCUUUUUCCAUUAAAGGCAGAGACAUUGUCUCAUCAAAUGACCAUUUAAAGGGUUAAAAAAUAUCUAAAUAAUUACAUAUUUGGUAUUUUGGAUAAGGACUGAAGUCAAUUAGUGUUUUGAAAAUUAAAAAAGUGGCAAAAAAUUCAUUUUUGAUUUCUAGUUUUAGGGAGAGGACCUCUUUAGUCCCCUAAUGGCCUGAAAAGGAAGUAAAUUAUAAAUCUGAUGCAGCAAAAACAAAUGUUACAAAUUUUUAGUAUUUAUAAAACAGCUUUAAAUAAAAUCCCCAGCUACCCAAAGAUUAUCAGUGGAUGGCUUCUGCCUCAUGCUCUUUUAGAUACCCAGGUUAGAAAUCACCACAUUACCACAGACUUGAGGGAAAAAAAAAAAAAACAGGGUAAAGAAAUGUAAUAGAAUAGAAAUACUUUAUUAAUCCCUUCAGAGAGUCC